Molecule: messenger RNA, 906 nt
Organism: Andrographis paniculata
Lineage: Eukaryota; Viridiplantae; Streptophyta; Magnoliopsida; Lamiales; Acanthaceae
Product: 60S ribosomal protein L13-1
Exons: 5
Coding region: 122-745 (207 amino acids)
Biological process (GO): translation
Cellular component (GO): cytosolic large ribosomal subunit; ribosome
Molecular function (GO): structural constituent of ribosome; RNA binding
Source: RefSeq, a predicted model, not a curated record
UAUGAUAUACAUACAUAUAUACAUAUCUAAGCCUAUCUAACUAAUCUUGGAGAUUCAGCGGCUCCAACCUUCAUCCCAGCCAUUCCUGCCGCGGCGGCCACGACCUCCACAUCUGUGAGCCAUGGUUAAGCACAACAACGUUAUACCUAAUGGUCACUUCAAGAAGCACUGGCAGAACUAUGUGAAGACAUGGUUCAACCAACCGGCCAGGAAAACCAGAAGAAGAAUCGCAAGGCAGAAGAAAGCUGUGAAGAUAUUCCCCAGACCAACUGCUGGACCUCUUCGUCCAAUUGUGCACGGGCAGACUCUGAAGUACAACAUGAAGGUUAGAGCUGGACGUGGAUUCUCUCUCGAGGAGCUGAAGGCUGCAGGCAUCCCCAAGAAGCUUGCCCCAACUAUCGGCAUAUCUGUUGAUCAUCGGCGAAGGAAUAGCUCCUUGGAGGGCUUUCAGACAAAUGUGCAGAGGCUGAAGACAUACAAGGCCAAGGUUGUCGUGUUCCCAAGACGUGCUAGGAAAGCCAAGGCUGGUGAUUCUACUCCGGAGGAGUUGGCAACUGCUACACAGGUUGCCGGUGCUUACAUGCCAAUUGUGCGGGAGAAGCCAGCUGUUGAGCUUGUCAAGGUGACAGAAGAGAUGAAAUCAUUCAAGGCAUAUGAUAAGCUGCGUCUGGAGAGGACCAACGCCCGGCAUGUGGGUGUUAGGGCCAAGAGGGCUGCCGAGGCAGAGAAGGAGGAAAAGAAAUAGAGUGAAAGCAGCAAAAUCCUAGUCUUAUCAUCUAUCAUCCAUCUAUAUAUUAUACAUCUCCUCCAUCUACAUCCUAUCGCCCUCUAUAUUUUGGUUUUGUUUGUUUUUCAGGGCUCAACUUGUUGAAUUUUGUUUGGUUUAAAAUAUUUGUCAUUUUACAA